Oncorhynchus keta (chum salmon) is the source of this 3672-nucleotide messenger RNA. Its product is annotated as zona pellucida sperm-binding protein 4-like. NCBI's taxonomy places the organism in Eukaryota, Metazoa, Chordata, Actinopteri, Salmoniformes, Salmonidae. Gene Ontology annotation, molecular function: structural constituent of egg coat; acrosin binding. The transcript is spliced from 8 exons. Gene Ontology annotation, biological process: prevention of polyspermy; binding of sperm to zona pellucida. The coding region runs from base 1026 to 2555 and encodes 509 amino acids. Gene Ontology annotation, cellular component: egg coat. The record is from RefSeq and is a predicted model, not a curated record.
UGAAGCUUUAAAAGAAAAGAACACCCUCCCUACAAUCAAACAUGGGGAGGUUUGAUAAUGCUGUGGGGUUGUUUUGCUUCCUCUGGUACUGAGGACCUUGAACAUGUGAAAGACGUAGUAGAUUAUCAAUGCGUUUUUGGUAAACUAGUGGGUGUCUGUUGAAGGUUGUGGGUCUUCCAUCAGGACAAAAACACAAACACACAUCAAUAAACAACAGGAAUGGUUAAACAAUUAACACUGGACUGUUCUGGAGCGGCCAGCGAUGAGUUCAUAUCAGAAUCCCAUCAAAAACCUAUGGUGAGAUAUUUUUCACAGAUAACUCCAGUACCUGAAAAGAAGUACCUGGAUGUUCAUAUGUUCUUCAGAUUUUGUGUAUGAGAUCUGAAAACAGUAGUUAGUGGAAGGGACCACUCAAACAUUGAAGAAUUAGAGCAGUUUGAAGAGUGGCUGAAGAGUGGGACAAAUUGCCAUUAGACAGGUGCAGCAAGCUCAUUGAUGGCAACAAGAAGCAUUUUCUGGUGGUUCUGCAAUGCUGACAAUCCAAUAACAACAUGUCUAGACUGAAGUUUUUUUAAAUGUCAACUUAUUUUUGAAGAAAUAGGGAAUUAUUUAAGAAAAGUGAAAGGGUGGCAAUAUAUUUAUCUAUAUUAGAAAUCGAAUACAAUAGAUACAUUUGUGUCUAUUAUUAUUUAUAAAAUGUUUACUUAUUGAGUGUAGUUCUGCACACCGUGUGUACCUGCAAAAUAAACAUUUGUUAACAAAUACAAUGUUACGGUCACAAAGACCUUCAACUUUGGUCAAAGGCAUGUCAGAGAUCUACGUGACCUGAACAUUGCGUUUGUCAAUAAAUGUUUGGGACUUCAGAGUGUGGAAAGCCUUGAUUCCUCCGAACUGGAUGUGAAUGAUUGGUCAGCCAAGGAGGUGGGACUUUUCAACAGUUCAACACACCCCACUAUGUAUAAAAGCAGCAACAAGUGGCACAGUGAGCCUUGUGGGUUCCUCGGAUUGUCUCUUGUUCUGAAUCCAUGGACUUGCAGUGGAGUGUUGUUUGUCUCGUAGCAGUGGCCAUGCUUGGCUGUCUGUGUGACGCUCAAUUGAAGUGGCCUUUCCAACUCCCUCAGAACCCUGCCCAACCCCUUCCUCCAAGGCCUGCUGAACCUCUUCCUCAGUGGCCUACCCAACCCCUUCCUCAGAGGCCUGCCCAACCCCUUCCUCAGAGGCCUGCCCAACCCCUUCCUCAGAGGCCUGCCCAACCCCUUCCUCAGUGGCCUGCCCAACCCCUUCCUCAGAGGCCUGCCCAACCCCUUCCUCAGAGGCCUGCCCAACCCCUUCCUCAGAGGCCUGCCCAACCACUUCCUCAGUGGCCUGCCCAACCCUUUCCUCAGAGGCCUGCCCAAACCCUUCCUCAGAGACCUGCUCAACCCUUUCUUCAGAAGCCUGCCCAAAACAUACCCCAACACAUACCAACACAGACCUGUGAGGUUGUGGACAAGGACAAGGUGUUGUGUGGACUUUCUGGCAUUAAUGCUGCCCAAUGCCAGGCCAUCAGCUGCUGUUUUGAUGGACGGAUGUGCUUCUACGGGAAAACAGUGACUGUCCAGUGUACCAAGGAUGGCCAGUUUGUGGUGGUGGUUUCCAGAGAUGCCACUCUGCCCAAACUUGAGCUAGAUUCCAUCAGCCUGCUAGGGGCAAACGGAGCCCACUGCACCCCUGUCGGCACUACAUCUGCCUUUGCCAUCUACCAGUUCAAAGUUACUGAAUGUGGAACUGUGCUGACGGAGGAACCUGAUACUAUUGUCUAUGAGAACAGGAUGUAUUCUUCAUAUGUAGUGGGGAAUGGACCCUUCGGCGACAUUACCAGGGACAGCCACUAUGACCUGCUCUUCCAGUGUCGGUAUACUGGGACUUCCGUUGAGACACUGAUUAUCGAGGUGAGAACGUAUCCAAACCCCAACCCAGUGGUCAGUGUUGAUGCAGUUCUCAAUGUGGAGCUCCGACUGGCCAAUGGACGUUGUCUCUCCAAGGGAUGUGAUGAAAUGCAAGAAGCAUACACCUCUUACUACACGGUGGCAGACUACCCUGUCACCAAGGUCCUCAGGGAUCCCGUGUACGCUGAGGUUCGCAUCCUGGGGAUGACAGAUCCCAAUGUUGUCCUGAUACUGGAGCAGUGCUGGGCCAACACAUACCCCACAGGUGAAAGUCUGCCCCGGUGGGACCUUCUAGUUAAUGGGUGUCCCUACCAGGAUGACCGUUACCUGACCGUGCCCAUCCGCUCGGACAGCUCCUAUUUCCCUCCGGGAGAAUUCUUCUCCCACUACAAGCGCUUCCUCUUCAAGAUGUUCACCUUUGUAGAUCCGACAUCUAUGGUCCCCCUGCAGGAGAACGUGUACAUCCACUGUAGUGCAACAGUGUGCCACGCUCUAGCAGGCUCCUGUGAACAAAGGUGCAACAGGCAAAGGAGAGAUCUUUCUGCUCAAGGCCAAAAGAAGACUAAAGCAGAUGUUGUGGUUUCCAGUCAAAAAGUCAUCAUGAUUGACCCACGUUUUUAUGCUUAAAUCAAAUGUGUUAUAUGCUCCUCAUGUAUAUGGUCUGACUGGACAAUAAAAGAUGAGACAUCUCAUUGCUUUUUUUGUGGAAAGAGUUAUGAAAAGGUUAAGUUACAAAACUUUUGUUGUGUGUUGGGGACUUUGUGGUCAGCGAAAAACCUUCAAACCUUUUCCCCUCACUUGGUCAGAGAAACUGAGGCAGGGCCCUGAUAAUAUGCUGGCUUUGAACCAAUUCCCAGCUUCAACACUAGAGGGCUUAGUCAUAAUCAAAAUAAAUAUUUCCUGAAUAACUGUACUGUAGUAAAUAAGCUUUACACAAGGGGGUGAUACUGUUGGUAUCAAUACUACAUGACCAAAAGUAUGUGGACACCUUCUCGUUGAACAUCUCAUUCCAAAAUCAUAGGCAUUAAUAUGGAGUUGGUCCCCCCUUUGCUGCUAUAACAGCCUCCACUCUUCUAGGAAGGUUUCCACUAGAUGUUGGAACAUUGCUGCAGGGACUUCCAUUCAGCCACAAGAGCAUUAGUGAGGUCGACAUUGAUGUUGGGCGAUUAGGCCGAGCUCGUAGUUUGCGUUCCAAUUCAUCCCAAAGGUGUUCGAUAUGGUUGAGGUCAGGGCUCUGUGCAGGCCAGUCAAGAGCUUCCACUGCAAUCUUGACAAACCAUUUCUGUAUGGACCUCGCUUUGUGCAUGAGGGCAUUGUCAUGCUGGAACAGGAAAGGGCCUUCCCCAAACUGCUGCCACAAAGUUGGAAGCACAGAAUUGUCAAGAAUGUCACUGUGUGCUGUAGCGUUAAGAUUUCCUUUCACUGGAACUAAGGGGCCUACCCCGAACCAUGAAAAACAGCCCCAGACCAUUAUUCCUCCUCCACCAAACUUUACAGUUGGCACUAUGCAUUGGGGCAGGUAGCAUUCUCCUGGCAUCCUCCAAAUCCAGAUUUGUCCGUUGGACUGCCAAAUGGUGAAGUGUGAUUUAUCACGCCAGAGAACACGUUUCCACUGCUCCAGAGAUCAAUGGCGGUGAGCUUUACACCACUCCAGCUGACGCUUGGCAUUGUGCAUGGUGAUCUUAGGCUUGUGUUCGGCUGCUGGAUCAUGGAAAUCCAUUUCAUUAAGCUCCCAACGAACAGU